Prunus persica (peach) is the source of this 1780-nucleotide messenger RNA. Its product is annotated as O-glucosyltransferase rumi homolog. Bases 127 to 1635 code for a protein of 502 amino acids. The record is from RefSeq and is a predicted model, not a curated record. Lineage: Eukaryota; Viridiplantae; Streptophyta; Magnoliopsida; Rosales; Rosaceae. The transcript is spliced from 6 exons.
ACUGUUACAGAGACACGCGAGGAGAAGGAGAAAUACAGAGGCGAUCAAGAGCCAGAGGCGCACCAGCACUACUUGUGGUACGGGUCGGGUAUUGACAGCCCCACCAUCUUAAUCUCGCGGCCAUUUAUGGAGUCAGCUGCAAGAUUUUCUGCUAUCUUCGUCGUCCUCUUCGUUCUCGUUGGCGCCCUUAUUUGCACGCGGCUGCUUAACUACAAUACAGAGACUCUACUUGGAGCUAUUUCAGGUCAAGCCAGAACAUCCCAAUCGUACCCUCACAAAACCGGUGAAAUUCCCAAGAAGCCCCGGGGCAAAUUGGAAAUUCCACUCAACUGCCCUGCUUACGACCUCAGGGGAACCUGCCCCUCAAACUAUCCUACCACAUUCCACCCGGAGCAAAAUCCUGAGCGUCCAUCACCACCCACGUGUCCGGAAUACUUCCGUUGGAUACAUGAAGACCUGAGGCCAUGGGCCCGCACGGGGAUCACAAGGGAAAUGGUUGAGCGGGCCAAUCGUACGGCCAACUUUAAGUUCGUAAUCGUGAAUGGCAAGGCUUACGUGGAGCAAUAUGAGAAGGCGUUUCAGACCAGAGACGUUUUUACGGUGUGGGGGUUUCUACAGUUGUUACGGAGGUAUCCAGGACAGGUGCCUGAUUUAGAGCUGAUGUUUGACUGCGUUGACUGGCCAGUCAUUCCAUCCCACGAAUAUAGCGGGCCCAACGCCACGGCCCCACCACCGUUGUUUCGCUAUUGUGCGGAUGACAACACACUCGAUAUUGUCUUCCCCGAUUGGUCCUUUUGGGGUUGGGCUGAAAUAAAUAUAAGGCCAUGGGAGGUUUUGUUCGAGGAACUAAAGGAAGGCAACAAGAGGAAGACCUGGCUAGAAAGAGAACCUUAUGCUUAUUGGAAGGGAAAUCCAGAUAUUGCUGAAACCAGGCAAGACCUCAUCAAAUGUAAUGUUUCUGAGGAACAUGACUGGAACGCUCGCCUUUAUGCUCAGGACUGGGAUCGAGAAUCGAAGGAAGGGUACAAUAAAUCAGAUUUGGCAAGCCAAUGCAUACAUAGGUAUAAGAUCUACAUAGAAGGGUCUGCUUGGUCUGUCAGUGAAAAAUACAUCCUGGCCUGUGAUUCUGUUACCUUGAUAGUAAAACCCCGUUACUACGAUUUCUUCACAAGACGUUUGAUGCCAGUAGAGCACUACUGGCCGAUCAAGGACGACGACAAGUGCAGGUCUAUUAAGUUCUCUGUUGAUUGGGGCAACACUCACAGGCGAAAGGCACAAGCAAUUGGAAAGGCAUCAAGUAAUUUAAUUCAAGAGGAGCUGAAGAUGGAAUAUGUGUAUGACUACAUGUUUCAUCUUUUGAAUGAGUAUGCAAAGCUCUUACAAUUCAAGCCCACCGUACCUAAAAAAGCCGUUGAGCUCUGCUCGGAGGCAAUGGCUUGCCAAGCAGAAGGAACAGAGAAGAAGUUUAUGCUGCAAUCUCUGGUGAAGGGCCCUGCAGUCAGUGAGCCAUGUGCAAUGCCUCCGCCUUAUGAUCCUUCAUCUCUUUUUGCGGUGCUUAGGAGAAAAGAAAAUUCCAUUAAACAAGUUGAAACAUGGGAAAGGAAUUACUGGGAGAGUCAGAGUAAGAAAUCAUAGAGAGGGUUUUUUUAGUUUAUGUAUACAAGUUAAUUACUUUUGAGUACUUACAGCUCAACUAAGUUUUUAUGUAUUAUUCAUUCCUUUCUGGAUAUUAUUAGCAGAAAGAUUUCCCACUAAGAAAAUCUAUCAGUAUUUUCUGUUU